Yarrowia lipolytica CLIB122 is the source of this 477-nucleotide messenger RNA. RefSeq lists its product as uncharacterized. Lineage: Eukaryota; Fungi; Ascomycota; Dipodascomycetes; Dipodascales. The record is from RefSeq and is a predicted model, not a curated record.
AUGAACCUCCUUCGACCCGUGGCGCAGGCAGAAACCGUGGAAAUCUACUUCCUAUCACAGCAGGCCCGGUUCAAGCUCAUCCGGGAGUCCAAUGUCGACGCUCCGGAUCUCCGAAAGCUGCUGGCACACGCAAAUCUCGUCGACCUGCUGGCAGACGAGCUGCAGAGCCGAAAACCAAAGUCCCGGAUCCAUUUUGCACAAACAGUGAUCCCAGAAACGUUCCAGGAGAGCGGCUGGCAGACGGCCAAUUACGAUAGUAGUGACGACGACAGCAGCAGCAGCAGCAGUAGUGACGAAGAAGACGAUCAAGACGACCAAGAGAAUGAAGAAGGAGAACUCAUAGAGAUUGAGUACGUGGAGGACCAUGUCGCAUUAGUCGGACAAGGACUCUUGUCACACGCAGACCCGGGAAUGUCCCUAAAAGUGCAUGGAUUGCACCACCAAAGAGGACCAUGCGAAGCUGCUCUAUCUCUAUAG